Molecule: messenger RNA, 1598 nt
Organism: Pseudoliparis swirei
Lineage: Eukaryota; Metazoa; Chordata; Actinopteri; Perciformes; Liparidae
Gene: upb1
Product: ureidopropionase, beta
Exons: 10
Coding region: 157-1308 (383 amino acids)
Molecular function (GO): beta-ureidopropionase activity
Source: RefSeq, a predicted model, not a curated record
CCGGGUUCCACGGACAGACGCGGUCGGGUCUUCCUCCUCAACUCCCCGAACGUGCGUCAGACUACGUGCUGCACGCACAGCAAGUAAAAUCACGAGUGUCUCAGAUCCCGUCGGACUCCGCGCAGUGAAGCCUCAAAACCCGAGGAAACCGCAGAAAUGUCCGCCUGCGAGUUUAAGUCUCUGGAGGAAUGCCUGGAGUCCCACCUGCCGGAGCCCGAGCUGUCCGAGGUGAAACGCAUCUUGUUCGGGAAGGAAACGCAGAAGUUGGACCUCCCGCCAUGUGCUGUGAGCGCGGCCUCAGAGCGUGACUUUGAGCUGAAGGGUUUCAUGUUUGAUGCUGCGCAGGAACAACUGAGGCCGCCCAGGAGGGUCCGCGUGGGACUCAUUCAGAACCGCAUUGUCCUGCCCACCGACGCCCCCAUCCUGGACCAGAUCAAUGCCAUGCACAGCCGCGUUGGUGAGAUGGUUGAAGUGGCAGCCAUGUGCGGCGUAAACAUUGUCUGCUUCCAGGAGACCUGGACCAUGCCCUUUGCUUUCUGCACCCGCGAGAAAGAACCAUGGACGGAGUUUGCGGAGUCUGCUGAAGAAGGAAACACCACACGCUUCUGCCAAGAGCUCGCCAAAAAAUACAACAUGGUGAUCGUCUCUCCCAUCCUGGAGCGAGAGGGGCUGCACAACACCCUGUGGAACACCGCGGUGGUGAUCUCCAACUCUGGACGUGUGCUGGGAAAGAGCAGGAAGAACCAUAUUCCCAGGAUUGGAGACUUCAAUGAGUCUACAUAUUAUAUGGAGGGCGACACGGGCCACACAGUGUUCCAGACACAGUUCGGGAACAUUGCUGUGAAUAUCUGCUACGGGCGCCAUCACCCUCUCAACUGGUUCAUGUACAGCAUGAAUGGAGCUGAGAUCAUCUUCAACCCCUCAGCUACCGUUGGAGCUCUCAGUGAGCCCAUGUGGUCCAUCGAGGCCAGGAAUGCAGCAAUAGCUCACCACUGUUUCACUUGUGCGAUCAACCGUGUUGGGACGGAACAUUUCAAAAGUGAAUUCACAUCUGGUGAUGGAAAAAAAGCUCACCAUGAUUUUGGAUACUUCUAUGGAUCCAGUUACGUGGCUGCUCCCGACGGCAGCCGCAGCCCGGGGCUCUCCAGGACCCACGACGGACUGCUCGUUGUAGAAAUGGAUCUCAACCUGAACAGACAAAUCAGCGACAAAUGGAGUUUUAAGAUGACUGGGCGGUAUUCUGAGUAUGCAGAGGAACUCACCAAGACUGUGAGACCUGACUUCAAACCCAACAUCGUGAAAGAGUAGAUAUGACACUAGAGUAGAGGACAAUCGUGACUUCUUUAACAAAAGGUUGCUCUGAUGUCUCUGGAGUUAUUGUCUAUUGAUGAAAUAAAAAAUUUAAGUUAGUACAUUAUUUCACAAGAUGAGUCUUUUCAGUGCCAGUUUGUAAUUUCAUAUUUCAAUUCCGAUAUAGAAAAUACUCGGGGUUCAGUGUUGGAUAUGUCAAUGAUGAGCAACAGCAUUUAUUUUAAUGUAUUUUUGGGCGGACAGAUAAAAAAUAUAUACACUGCUAUAAUAAAAAUAUCAGAAUCAUA